CACCUCUAGUUUUCUCUCCUCUCAAACCAGCCAGCCAUUUUCCUUUCUUUUUAACCUCUCUUACUACCAAGCAGACGCAAACGUGGUCCCUGCAAGAUGAAAAUCGGUUUGUGUUCGUUCAGUGGGUACAAAAUCUACCCCGGCCAUGGCAAGACCAUGGUUAAGGUUGACGGCAAGACCUUCACCUUCCUGGACAAGAAGUGCGAGCGCUCGUACCUGAUGAAGCGCAACCCCCGCAAGGUCACCUGGACCGUGCUGUACCGCAGGAAGCACCGCAAGGGUAUCGAGGAGGAGGCCUCCAAGAAGCGCACCCGCCGCACCCAGAAGUUCCAGCGCGCCAUCGUUGGUGCCUCGCUGGCCGAAAUCUUGGCCAAGCGUAACAUGAAGCCUGAGGUCCGUAAGGCUCAGCGCGAUCAAGCCAUCAAGGUGGCCAAGGAGCAGAAGCGCGCCGCCAAGGCUGCCAAGAAGGCUGCUGCCCCCGCCCCCGCCAAGAAGGCUGCGCCCAAGCAGAAGGCCGCCAAGGUGACGCAGAAGGCUGCUCCCCGCGUCGGUGGAAAGCGGUAAACAAAACCCUUCGUGUAGUGAAGUGCUAAAGCUUAACAGGAUUAAGGAACAGAAGUGACACAAAAAUUUAAAUAAACGCCACAAAGUUGCUUUGCGGUUAA
This is a messenger RNA of Drosophila bipectinata, 665 nucleotides long. It is a transcript of the gene RpL24, whose product is annotated as ribosomal protein L24. Gene Ontology annotation, cellular component: cytosolic large ribosomal subunit. Gene Ontology annotation, molecular function: mRNA binding; structural constituent of ribosome. The record is from RefSeq and is a predicted model, not a curated record. Gene Ontology annotation, biological process: cytoplasmic translation. NCBI's taxonomy places the organism in Eukaryota, Metazoa, Arthropoda, Insecta, Diptera, Drosophilidae.